This is a messenger RNA of Acanthopagrus latus (yellowfin seabream), 5016 nucleotides long. Its product is annotated as ubiquitin-conjugating enzyme E2 Q2-like. The record is from RefSeq and is a predicted model, not a curated record. NCBI's taxonomy places the organism in Eukaryota, Metazoa, Chordata, Actinopteri, Spariformes, Sparidae. The coding region runs from base 595 to 1716 and encodes 373 amino acids. The transcript has 13 exons.
AGUACGCGCUGAAUGCUGGGAUUCUGCGGGAACGGAGAGAUUGCAGUACGCCAUCUUUAAACCCCACAAGAGGCCAGCUACAGUUUGUACACCGGGAUGAAAAACACUGUCCCUUCCGCGGGAUUUAAGUUCAGAUCGCGGGGCUGGCAUGAUUGUUCUCCGGUGAAAUAACCUUUGAGGACCUGUCCGAUGGGACUGUGAGGAGACGGUCACGGGACACCGCGCAGAGCCUUAAACUGUCGUAAUCGUAGGCAGACAACAACAAUAGACGGAAAGACAACAACAACGGACUAGCUCGCUAACUCGCUAGCUAGCAUCUUUGCCAAAGCGCUGCGCUGUUUUCAAAUGCUAACCGAAGCUAGCUAACGUUAGCUGCUAACUACAUCAGCAAAUCUGUCCGGUUGCGCUGGAAUUUGACCGGACGCUGACUUCAGCUGGUACUCGGUGCCCAGCUACAUCUACCGGGGCAGUCCGUCAUCUCUUUGCUACUCUUUCGUCCAUUUUGUACUGAAUUCGUGUUGUGGCUUUAGCUAGCUAAAGGCUAAGUCCCGACUUCUCCCCCUCCCCAGCGGCCCAGCCGGAGAUGCGUGGAAGAUGUCGGUGUCGGGGCUGAAGGCCGAACUGAAGUUUUUGGAGUCCAUUUUUGAUCCAAACCACGAACGCUUCAGGAUCAUUGACUGGAAGCCUGACGAGCUGAGCUGCCAGUUUAAUGUGACUGGAGAAAAGCUGUUAAUAAUCCACUGUAACAUAACGGAAUCUUAUCCAUCUACGCCGCCAAUAUGGUUUGUGGACUCUGACGACCCGAGCUUGGCGCAAGUUUUGGAGAGGUUGGAAGAUGUGAGAAAAGGCAGCACCCUGCUUUUGCAGCAGCUGAAGAAACUCAUUUGUGAUCUUUGUCGGCUGUAUAACCUUCCCCAACAUCCAGAUGUGGAGAUGCUGGACCAGCCCCUCCCUGCAGGUCCUGUGGGACAAGACCGAAAGCAUGGGACAGAGGAGGUCACAUCUGAAGAAGAGGAGGAAGAAGAGAUGGGAGAGGACAUAGAGGAUCUGGACCACUAUGAAAUGAAAGAGGAGGAGCCUGUGGACGGGAAGAAAUCAGAGGAUGAUGGUAUUGAGAAGGAAAAUCUGGCCAUCCUAGAGAAGAUCCGAAAGAACCAGAGGCAGGACCACUUAAAUGGAGCUGUGUCUGGUUCAGUGCAAGCCUCUGACCGUCUGAUGAAGGAGCUUAGAGAGAUCUAUAGGUCUCAGAGUUACAAGACAGGCAUCUACUCAGUCGAGCUUGUCAACGACAGCCUGUAUGAAUGGCACGUCAAACUAAGGACGGUGGAUCCAGAUAGCCCCUUGCACAGUGAUUUACAAGUCCUAAAGGAAAAGGAAGGAAUGGAUUACAUUUUACUAAACUUCUCAUAUAAAGAUAAUUUCCCUUUUGAUCCACCAUUUGUUCGGGUGGUUUCGCCUGUGCUUUCUGGAGGUUAUGUUCUUGGAGGAGGUGCCCUGUGCAUGGAACUUCUUACCAAACAGGGCUGGAGCAGUGCCUAUUCCAUUGAGUCUGUCAUCAUGCAGAUCAAUGCCACUUUAGUCAAAGGAAAAGCCAGAGUGCAGUUUGGAGCCAAUAAAAACCAGUACAAUCUCGCCAGAGCACAGCAGUCCUACAAAUCCCUGGUUCAGAUCCAUGAAAAGAACGGCUGGUACACACCCCCAAAGGAGGAUGGCUAAAACAGACUCUUGCCUUUCCUGCACUGGGACCACAUGUCUUCGAUUUCUAUUUCUUUCUUUUUAUUCCCCUUGCGACCAAUAUUUUUAUUUUAUUUUUUUGUCCUGCAAACCAUUCUGUUCUCUACAUGAGAGUUUGAACUCCAAACCAAAUUCCUCAUUCAGCGACCACCCUGAUACUAGCACACAACACAGACACACACGCCCCUACCUGAAACCUACAUCCAAGCUCAUCGGCUACUCGCAAGGGUGUCUUCUCCUCAGAUAUUUAUCUCUCUGUACAUCUGUUGUCUUUAACAAGCUCAAUAUUUUUUUUUUUUUCAUCGCGACAUUCAUCCCGUACUCCAGGAAAACGGUGGACUAAAUAUGGCGUAAAGUCACCCUUUGGUUUCGGCGUUGAGCAUGCCAAGGUUACUUGCUGGCUGUAAGUUGAAAGGUGUGGUAUGGCUUUUAUCCGGCUGUCUGACACUCCGGGCACCGGACACUGCCUCUCUGGCCACAGACUGGAUCUGAGAAUGGCAUGCGACAUGCCCUGAUGUGAUGCAGUGGUGGCUGGGAAGGACAUUUAAAUUGCUGGUGGUGGGAAGACCUGAUGCCUCUUCUCUCCAUGGACGGCCUCUGUAAUAUUGUGCUCAUGUAUUAUCUUUGUAAUGCCAAGAUCCCUCCUCUGGAGUAACAUGCUUCUGAGGCUCGCUUGCUUUCAAACCUCUUUAUCUUUUAAAGCUUGAAGCCCUGAGGUGGGGGAGGAAGAUAAAGAGACUUUUGCAGCCUGGGGUGGGACAGCCCAUAAUGAAGAACAGCAUCCCGCUGAUGCUUCAAAGUUUGGAGACCACUGUCAUCAUCAUCGCAACCAGCAACUGGACAACUCCCUGCAGGAGAGGUUUGGUGUGUGGCUAGGCUGGCAACACAAGAAACAUGACCAGGCAAAGCAGGGGCGUGUUUGGAUUUGAUCACACUGUAAUGUAGUUGAUUUUAACUCCACGUGUAAACAUGUAAAUUUGUAUUUCUGCAAAAGGAUUUAAUUGUUUAUAAUGUAACCUUGUCUGGGUCUUCGGCUGGGCAGAGACUGUAUUACUAUAUACCCUUGACUAUUAACAGCAGGGGCACUGCAAGACCCAUUUAGAAUAAGAAAAAGUUGCUUCAUGGAUACUCUUGCAGAAGGAAACAAAAGUACGCCAUGUUCUUAUGUAAGCUUAAUGACUACUGCGGUUUUGUUGUUUGUUUUUAUAUUGAUUUGUAAUCCUCAUGUUAUUGGCGACAUUGACCGUACCAUUCCCCUUUAUUUGAUGGCACCUCUUAACUUCAGUGGCCGUAACAAUAAUGGCACAGACACAGCUGUUUUCUGGCAUUCCAGAGGUUUGGCUUUUCAUAUCUAAUCACUCAAACCGGAUGAACCUCAGUAAGGCUAUGCAGUGAAGACACAGUCUCGUGGAGUUUUGUUGUACUGAAGAAAAAUUAGUCUUAACAGCUUAACCGUGUAGUCACCUGCUUAGUUCUUGUAGCUGGUUCACAUCCUGAGCACUUUGCCAAUCCUGCAGUCCUAACAGUCUGAGGAAGAAGAGAAAAAAAAAAGUGACCUUUACCUUCGGACUUUUCCUUGACCUCAUGGCUGGGUGUAAAACUGCAGCCGGAGUUUUCAAAAUUCACAGCAAUAGUCUCGACGAUAUACCUUCUGGCUUCACACCUGGGAAGAUUGACUGGAGUCUGUUCCGUUUCCAGAAUUUCUGUGUAGGUUUGAUAAAUAUUUGCUCCCAUUUGCCACAAGGAAAGGACCCAGCUCUUCCCAUUACCACCUCUCUGGUUACUAUUCAUAACCACUCUCAGCACUGCUGUACCCCUCAGCGUGCCGGGUCUUUGAUGUAAUGUGAAUAAUAUGCAGAAAACUGUGUGGAGCAUUCCAAUUAAUGCAGUUACACGUUUGUUGUGGGUGUUCUAUUGUGUGGUUACUUGCAUUGUUUUAAGUAUAUUGUCCUGAAAAACCAGCAUAGAAAGCUUAGUUAUGCUAAUUCAUACAGUCAUUCCUCAUGUUUUUUGAGUUUUAGAUUUUUUUUCUCAGUGAUAUUAACCUCAGUCACACCGGUAUCUUCAAAAACGGGCAGAGAUGGGUAUAAAGUUACACUUGUUCACAUUCAGCACGCGUCUGGCAUUUGUUAAGACUCGCAGGAUGUGUACACCAAGUGUCAUCCUCCUUUUCUCGUUUCACCACAAGCAAAAUCUCAUCGUGGCUAUGAGUCAUCAGCAUGGUUGUAAGUUUGUGCCGCCAUCGCUAACGUACUAAUCACUUCAUUCUGGUCACAUCGCCCACCCCUGCAUUCUCUGGAGAAGCAAACUCAGGAAUACAUACCGCACACUCGAAUUUGCAAAGGAUUGCUUCAGAAUAUCGUCACGAAAAACCCAACGUUGAAUGUGUCAGUGUAAUUUUUUUGGGGGCCAUUUAAAGAUGAUGUUUUACCAGUUUAGGCAUCUCAGCGUGUUUUGCCGUUGACUUGCGCACACAAUUUCGGAAUGCCAUUGAGGUUGAUUGAAUAAUUAAUAGUUUUUUUGGAAUGACCGGAUCCAUGGGAUUCGCUCCCAGCCUCACAUUAUCCUGCGCUUGAUGAGGGGUUCAGAAACAUGUCUACCCUGUCUCUUUGAUAUUGCUGUAUUCUGCAUGUCAAUAUAUCAAUGGGUGUUUUUUUUUCUUCCCCCAAGCUACUGACAGCAAAGAGUGGUUGGGAAGGGUGGUUUAAAAAAAAAAAAAAGAAGAUUAGAUGUAUCCAUUUUUUCAUCAAUUGUUUACUUAACUUCCUACAUCAGUGCACAGGAUAAUUUCUCCCUGUGUGCUGCUUAUUGAACCAGGUCAGAUAAUGUAUGACACACGUGGACUUGCAAGACAUCCUACCUGCUUGGAUUACCUUUUUAAAGAUGCCAGGACUCCCAACAAAAGUAGCAGUUCAGAGUGGUGUGCCAUCGGAACAAUUGUAAGCUCACAACUUGAACCUGACCCUUUUGGAGUAAUGGUGUACCCAAGUCUGUUGUGCACUGAAUAACAGCUUCUCUUACACCAAACUUGCAUUGUCUGACUAACAAAAAAAAAACCUUCUCUGCUUUGGUGAGCGAAAUUUUUGGGUCUGAGGUCUGAAUUAGCCUGAUUCUGGGUUCUUUACCUUGCUUCAUUAACUGCAGUGGCCGGGUUAUAAAGUUAUGCACUGUUAGCAUGCUUUGGUUUGGUUUCAUUUUUUUCCAUUGCAAGGGUGAUUUUGACCAUGUAAAAUAAUUUGUAAACUUGCAUCAAGUUUAUGAAUAAAGAAUUUUAUGAAAUAC